This is a messenger RNA of Pelodiscus sinensis (Chinese soft-shelled turtle), 3114 nucleotides long. Lineage: Eukaryota; Metazoa; Chordata; Testudines; Trionychidae. The record is from RefSeq and is a predicted model, not a curated record.
UUUCAGACAGCGGGGUGGACUCGAGGAACUGGUGGAAGCUGGACUGCGCACAUGAUCAAAAAGAUGGAAAUGGCAUGAGGCACGUGCUGCACACGUGCAGUCUGGCUGACUACUGCUAAUGAAAACUCCAAUCUGCGGCACUGGGAAGACCCAACACCAACAGUGGAGCACCCAUGGGAUUAUUAGAGAAGUGGAUUUUGAGAUUUCAGAUCAGGUCACAAACCAUUCCAGCAUUCUUUCAUUUUAUCAAACUCUUAACUUCCUAGUUGGAUAUCUAGAACCGCAAAGCUGCUGUCCACGUGGACCGGUGCUGAAAUUUCUCAUCCACCUGCCAGAGCCUCUCCAGUUAAACCCAGAAACAUGGCAACGAAUGGAACAAAAGUUGCAGAUGGACAAAUCUCCACUGAACUUAGUGAUGCUUCAAUUACCAAUGACAAGCCUAAGACCUUAGUAGUAAAAGUACAGAAGAAGAAAACCGAUCUUCCAGACCGAGAUACCUGGAAAGGACGAUUUGACUUUCUUAUGUCCUGUGUGGGUUAUGCUAUUGGCUUGGGGAAUGUAUGGCGAUUUCCAUAUCUUUGUGGCAAGAAUGGUGGAGGAGCAUUCCUGAUUCCAUAUUUUCUCACUUUAAUUUUUGCUGGAGUUCCACUAUUUCUUUUGGAAUGUUCUCUUGGUCAGUUCACAUCUAUAGGAGGCCUCGGAGUCUGGAAGCUUGCACCAAUGUUUAAAGGAGUGGGGUUAGCAGCUGCUGUCCUGUCCUUUUGGCUAAAUAUUUACUACAUUGUGAUUAUUUCUUGGGCCAUAUAUUACCUAUAUAGUUCAUUUACCACUACUCUUCCUUGGAGACACUGUGGAAAUUCAUGGAACACGGAACACUGUUUCUCCAAUUACAGUAUAGCAAAUACCACCAACAUGACAAGUGCUGUGGUCGAAUUUUGGGAACGCAACAUGCAUCAAAUGACAGAUGGGCUGGAAAAGUCAGGGCAGAUCCGAUGGCCAUUAGCGAUUACCCUGGCAAUUGCCUGGAUUUUAGUGUAUUUUUGCAUCUGGAAGGGGGUAGGCUGGACAGGAAAGGUGGUAUACUUCUCCGCUACUUAUCCAUAUGUCAUGCUAAUUAUCCUGUUCUUCCGUGGAGUGACACUACCUGGAGCAAAGGAAGGCAUUUUAUUCUAUAUCACUCCUAACUUCAGUAAGCUUUCUGAUUCUGAGGUCUGGCUGGAUGCUGCUACGCAAAUUUUUUUCUCGUAUGGUUUGGGUCUUGGUUCACUGAUAGCUCUUGGAAGCUACAACCCUUUCCACAACAACGUUUACAGGGAUUCCAUCAUAGUGUGUUGUAUAAAUUCAUGCACAAGUAUGUUUGCUGGCUUUGUCAUCUUUUCCAUUGUUGGAUUCAUGGCUAAUGUCACAAAGAGGCCUAUUGCAGAUGUUGCAGCAUCAGGUCCUGGACUGGCAUUUUUAGCUUAUCCAGAAGCUGUAACACAGUUACCUGUCUCUCCAUUGUGGGCAAUUCUGUUCUUCUCCAUGUUGCUUAUGCUUGGAAUUGACAGCCAGUUCUGUACUGUGGAAGGAUUCAUAACAGCUUUGGUGGACGAAUUUCCAAAAUUAUUACGCAAUCGAAGAGAAAUCUUCAUUGCUGUUGUGUGCGUUGUUUCCUAUCUGAUAGGACUGUCCAAUAUUACUCAGGGUGGAAUUUAUGUGUUCAAGCUGUUUGACUACUACUCUGCAAGCGGAAUGAGCCUGUUAUUUCUUGUAUUCUUUGAGUGUAUCUCUAUAUCGUGGUGCUAUGGUGUGAACAGAUUUUAUGACAACAUCCAGGAGAUGGUGGGAUACAGACCUUGCAUUUGGUGGAAACUUUGCUGGUCUUUCUUUACUCCUAUCAUUGUGGCAGGAGUGUUUAUCUUCAGUGCUGUGCAGAUGACUCCUCUCACUAUGGGCAAUUAUGUUUUCCCAAAAUGGGGCCAAGGGGUUGGCUGGUUCAUGGCGCUCUCUUCUAUGGUGCUGAUUCCAGGCUACAUGGCAUAUAUGUUUCUUACCUUAAAAGGCUCCUUAAAACAGCGCAUCCAAGUAAUGAUUCAGCCAAGUGAAGACAUUACUCAUCCUGAAAAUUGUCCGGACCAAGCCCAGCAAAGCAACUCCGCAAACAAAGAAGCAUAUAUCUAAAUUUCUGUAUUGGAGAGGUACAAAUGGUACUCUGGAAAAACAAAACAAAAAAAUGGUUGCAUAUGACCACAAAUUUAUGUCUGAGAAUAUAAUUACCUACCUCUAGUGGCAAAAAAACACAACCCAUCACCCCUGUUAGGGAAUUGUUGGGGGGUACGAUCAAAUCAUGUGGGGGGACUCAGAUGUUGACAAUGUUAUGUUUUCUGGCAAUCCACAGACUGUUAAUGUUUUUAUCCUUUCACAAUAAGAGUUAACUAUCUUGGAAUUUGUAAACUAAGGUGCAGGACAUUUUUAAUCUAUCUUUUAGCAUAACAAUUUGAUGUUUUGUGCUGAUGAUUUCUAGUAGUUUAAUGAUAUAUUUCUUACAGCUGAAUCCCAAGACUGUUAUUUCUGACUUUGCAGGAUGUGCGAUUAAAUUUGAAAGCUGUUUUUUACAGGCAAAAUAUUUUGUAAACAGAUGAUUUCCAGUGAAAAGUUUGCCCUUGAAAUUCGUAUUAGUAAACACUAUUCUUUUUUAUUCUUUUCAUUAUUUUUCCAACAUCUUAAGUUUAGCUAUAUUUAUAAACCUUUCCUGGUAUAGGUUCAGUUUGAUUCAUAUUUAUAGAAAUACAGUUUAAACAAUUUCUUGCAUACUGGCUUAAAUACAUUAUUUACACUUAGGCUUGCCGCACUUACUUCCACAAACUAAUAAUAUGGUCUUAUAGUGAAAUAUACUGAAUCAUUGUAUGUCUAUUUUUAGAUACACACUGUAGAAGCAUAAUAUUUCAUUCAAUUUUUUUAGCAAAAUACAUAGUACAGUAAUAUGAAACUAUUAUAAGUUCUUCCUAAGCUUCCCAAGUUAAAGCAGCAGAAAUUAUUUGUAGCCAAAUACAGAUAGGCUGUGUCUACAUUGGCAUUCCUUUCCAGAAAAGGGAUGCUAAUGAGACACUUCAGAACUGCAAAUUCGCGGCAUUU